Fusarium mangiferae is the source of this 4302-nucleotide messenger RNA. RefSeq lists its product as uncharacterized. The transcript is spliced from 7 exons. Gene Ontology annotation, biological process: response to oxidative stress. NCBI's taxonomy places the organism in Eukaryota, Fungi, Ascomycota, Sordariomycetes, Hypocreales, Nectriaceae. Gene Ontology annotation, molecular function: heme binding; peroxidase activity. The record is from RefSeq and is a predicted model, not a curated record. The coding region runs from base 1 to 4302 and encodes 1433 amino acids.
AUGAAUGGUCACUCUCACCCCUCACGUGAGCCUGUGAUGAGCAAGCAAGAUGAGGAUCUGAUGCAACUCACGUUGCAACUUAGAAACAAGAAGGAAGCUGAGAAGUAUGCCAAGUAUCACGGCGACAAGCUCAUUGGAAACCCCAUUGCCCCCAAGGUUGGCUUAUGGGAAGAUGUCAAAUCCGUGUUCUCCAAAUCCAGCAACUGGCCCGCCUUGAAGAGAACGGCAGAUGGCAUCAUCAAAGGCACUGGGCUUGAUGGACAGAGUCUUGCGACGAUCGCUGGCAGUCUUUCUGACUACAGUGUCCAACGCCAGAAGCUGAUUGAUGGCCAAGUCAAAGACAAAUACGACAAGAUGCUGCACCCGCCUUUGACAUACCUUGGCGAUGCUUUCCAGUAUCGAACUGCCGAUGGCAAGUUCAACAGCGCCAUGAAUCCCCAUCUCGGUCAAGCUGGUGCCCCAUACGCCAAGACUGUCCCGUCAAAGACUGCGCCAUUGGGAGCUCUCCCUGAUCCUUCUGAUCUCUUUGAUAAGCUCAUGGCACGAGAAGAGGGUGGCCGCGAGAGCCAGUCUGGACUCUCCGCCAUGCUCAUCUAUCACGCAACCAUCAUUAUCCACGACAUCUUCAGAACUAACGACAACGACAAGAAUAUCUCUGACAGCUCGUCGUAUCUCGACUUAUCCCCUCUCUAUGGAUACACCACUGAGAUGCAGCGCAAGGUUCGAGAUGACAAGUUCAAGCUUGGUCUCUUGAAGCCUGACACGUUUGCUGAGGAUCGUCUCCUUCGACAGCCACCUGGCGUCUGCAUCAUGCUCGUUAUGUAUAACCGCUAUCAUAACUAUGCUGCAAGACAACUUCUCCGCAUCAACGAGAAUGGCCGCUUUAGAGUUCCUGCCAUGUAUGAGAAGACUAAGCUUGUCUCUUUGAUCAAGGAGCAUCUUCCUGACAGGGACCAGUAUGGGCAAAAGCUGCCAUUGGAUGAGACAAUACGAGAAGAAGUCGAGACGAUGUGUAAGAAGUACGAGGAUCUCUGGAGACAGGUCCGCGCUGCUAGGCCUGGCGAUGCACCUUACGCUCCCCCCAAGACGCCUAAUGAGACAGAGAAGGAGAAGAAGAAGCGAGAGGAAGCUGAAAAGGCGCGUCACGACGCUCUGGAGGAGAUUGAGAAGUUCAACAAGUCCCAGUUGAACCAAGACUUGGAAAACCUGGCCAACGACCUCAAGCUUCUCCUCAAGAAGAAGACCAUGAAGCUCAAGGAUCACGAUCACCAAGCCGCCAAGGACUUUGAAGCGGCAUGCGAUGAGUUCAAGGAUGCUUGGGAAGCAGCUUGGAACAAGCAAGAUGAUGACCUCUUCAACACGGCUCGCCUCAUCACGUGCGGCAUGUACAUCCAGAUCUCAGUCCACGACUACUUGAGGGCGCUCAUGGGCUUCCACCAGUUCGACACCAACUUCACGCUUGAUCCUCGCGCCGACUUUGAUCAGAAGAAGACGAGCCGUGGUAUUGGCAACCAGGUCACAGUCGAGUUCAACCUUCUCUACCGCUUCCACUGUGCCAUCUCUCUCAAGGAUGAGAAAUACACUGAAGACUUUAUGAAGAAUGUGUUGCACUUCAGGGACCCGAGCAAUACUUCUCUUCCCGAGUUCUUGGGGACCAUGGCUGCUAUCAAGCAGAAGGCUGCUGAGGAUCACAAGUAUGGCAAGAGGGAGCCUGAGCCAUGGGAGGUCACCUUUGGUAUCCCUGAUGACGACGACAAAACAGCACCUUCCAAUGGAUCUGGGUCGUCUGGCAAUACCUCGGACAGUGGUAUUGCUCUUAACGGUGCUUCUUCCAACGUCGAACCACAGAAGGUCACCAAGUCCAAGCACUUCACUCGCAACGCCAUCACCAACCUCUUUGAUGACAACCAGAUGCUCGAAGAGCUUACCUCGGCUAUGGAUGACCCGAUCUCUAACUUUGGACCCCGCAACGUUCCCAAGUGUCUCAAGUCUGUUGAGAUCAUGGGCAUUCUUCAAGCUCGUCGCUGGGAGUGCGGAACCUUGAACGACUUCCGAGACUUCUUCGGCUUGCCUAGACACCAGUCGUUUGAGAGUGUCACCAAGAACGUUGAGAUCCAGAAUGCACUCCGAGAUCUGUAUGAGCAUCCUGACAAGAUCGAGCUCUAUCCUGGUAUCUUCUGUGAGUCUGAUGAGUACAUGGGCUUGGACCCCGGUCCUAGUGAGUCAAGCUCUGCUCUUUGGUCAGCCAUCUUCUCAGAUGCCAUCACCCUUGUUCGAUCUGAUCGUUUCUACACUGUUGACUGGAACACCAACUCUUUGACUUCUUGGGGCAUGAAGGAGGUCACUCCCAACAACGAGGUUUGCAAGAGUUCAGUCUUCCACCGCCUCAUCCAACGUGCUUUUCCAGGCUGGUUCCCCUCCAACACCAUCCGCUUCUUCCAUCCUUUCUACACCGCGAAGCAGAACGGUAUCUAUGCCGAGGCUCAGGGCUAUGGUGACUGGUUCAAGGAGACGGUUGAUCACCCCAAGGUCGCUGUCGCUGCCCCAGUGCAGAAACCAGAGAAGCCGUGGUAUCUCAGCAAGUUUGAUGACAUCAAGAUCAUCUUGCAAGGGGAGAAGGCUAAGAACUUCACCAACCCUGCCUAUUACUACAAGGCAAAUCUGCCUCAAGUAGUCAGAGACGUGCUGAACCCGAUCCCUGAAAAGAAACCACCACAGUACACAUCCGCGAUUGAUGAUUACGUCAAGGAUGUGGAAGUAGACUUGAAGAAGUAUCUUGACAACGAAAUGAGACGGAUUGUCAAGAGAGAGUCGAUCUCUAUGACCAACUCGACAUUCCAGAUCGAUGCUACUCGAGACUUUGCCAUUCCCGUUGUCACUCGAUACGUCGCCGAUUUCCUCGGCUUUGGCAACAAGCUCUUUAAGACCGCUACCGAGGCCAAAGACACCUACAGCGAGAAUGAGAUUUACCAGCACAUCACAAACUGCCAGAUUUUCCUCUCGUAUAACGCUGACGAGACCAAGUGGUUGCAGCGUCGUGAAGCUUUCAAGGCUUCCAUGAAGAAGCUCAUUGAGCUGACCCAGAGAGGAACGAUCUGGGAGGCUGGGCAGUGGGACAUCACCAGGGCGUUGUUUGGCAAGAAGGAGACUAAUGCCAUGCAUGACCUGGGAGUAUUUGUUGCGAAGCAGGUUUUGGGUUAUGAGAAGGAACAGGGCAAAGCUGCUGCUAUUCUUCUUCUCAUUUGUCUCGACUUUGCUUACAAUGCGGUCGUCUCGUUCACUGCUACGUUGGACGGCUACAUGAGGGACCUCUAUGCAGCGGCUGAUGGUCGUCCGCAUUUUAUGCUUCUGGGCCCUGGCAGCGGUCGUCCACAGUGGAUUCAAGUCCAGGAGUGCGUCUUCAGUGAUAAACCAAACGCAGAUGAGGAGCUUGAGAAGAUGGUCCAGACAAUGGCUCGAAUCACCGUUCGACAGCCCAUUGUUCGCAAGGCGGAAAAGGAAGGCACAUAUAACUUUGCUGGUGUGAAAGGAGGAAAACAAAUUACUAUCAAGGAAGGUGAAGCUGUUAUCCUCGAUCUUGCCAAGGCUGGUGAAGAGCCUGAAGUAAAGAACAACAAAGAGAAGCGAGAGCUUUUGAUGUCUCAGCUCAGCAUCGCUGAUAAGUUUGGCGUCUUUGCACCCCGACGUGUUGUCACGAUCUCUCUGACCUCGAUGAUCAAGUUCGUCGCUCAGAUGAAGAACCCUCGUCGUGGGCACGAUGCGCAGGGCAAGCUCAAGAAGAUUAACCUUGACUCUACGCCCGAAGGCUACGCCAAUUACAUGGCUCCUGGACGAGUCAGCUGGAUUCAGCAACAGGCCAAGAAGCUGAAAGGCCCUGGAGAAGCAGAGGACAUUGUUACCGAAGGCAACUUGCGGCCGCAGACUGACACGUAUCUCACUCCAACUUGGGAUGAGUUCGUUCCCUUCCCCAUGACAUGGAAGAUCCGCUUCGAUGGUUUCGGCGAAUCGGACUACAAGGUUGGUACCAAUGACUACGGUAGAGUCAAGACGAUGCCUACGCUUCCUGAUUUCUGUCCUCCGUGGUAUCAGCCCCAGGGUCCAAGCACAGAGGGUGGUGCGUUUGCUUCUACCGUCUGCAUUUGUGCUGAUGAGGGAGCUGGAAAGGCGGAGGUUGACGACAAGGGUGAGAAGGUUCACAAGAAGGGUUGUCCUUGUGUUGGAGGCUCGAAGAAGAAGUCCAAGCUGAAGACGGCUCAGCUUUCGACGGGCUGUGGAUUGAGUGAUAACUGUGUUCAUAAGUAG